CUGAUGUGUGUGAAGCUUCCAAGUUCCAUUGGGGGUGGCCAUACCUCAAAAGUGUGCCCAGAGAAAGCCAGGCGCGUUCCCCACGGAAGGCUACAUUGAGGGUGGCCAGCCACACCGGUGCCCAGGUGGGCGUUUGACGACGUUUGACAACUGAUCUCACCAUUUCUCAGGGCGGCUCUGCUUGUGCUUUGGAUGGAGUAGCUCUCAUGAAGGCUGCUCUUUCACAACCGCACGCUAUCGAACUCUUCGCCUCUAGACGCGUCCCUUAACCACACAACAGCUGGUGGUGUUGGCUUAAUCCUUUUCUGUCCCACCGAGGAAGGAGGCCCAGUGCGACCGAAAAUGGUCGUUUGCAGGCUUGCAGCAUGCCAUACUACCCAUCCCAAGGACGUGCUGCAUACUGCAUGUAACAGGAUCGACAAUUCGACAAAACUCUCAUGGCCGGCAACAAUUGUCCAUUUGAGAGCUGACCAGUAACGCGUUCGGAUUUCCCGAUUUGACCAUGGCUGUGUCUAGUAGGGUCGCAACGGCGGUGCUUGUGCCGAUGCAUCGACGUUCGAUAUCACGCACACACACACACACCUCCCACACUUGCCCGCCGCGACAGACCAUCUCGCCAUGGGGGCACCCCCAUGUUGGAUCUGCACCACCAUCCAGUUACACAUGGCGGGUAUUUUCCCACCAUGGCGUUCACGAUCCAAAAGGUUCUUUGGAGAAGCAUAUCGAUGAUUGCCACAGGCGUGGUGAGCAACGCAACUGACCCUCCCUUACCCUGUCGCCCCCCACCAUCAAGAUGGCCUAGGCUUGUGCUAGAUGUAGGAUUCCCGCCAGUUUUUGAGAACUAGAACUUCGUCGAGACCUGCUAUACAUGCGAGGUUCUCUCCUGUGCUAUCUAGUUCGUGGCAGGCAAGAUAAGGUGCCGCCCAUCCCGCUGCCCACUCCUUUCCGCAGUAUGGUGCAUCAUCCGCCAUCCGACACACCCCCUUUCACCACACCCACGACCCGCCAUCUCACCGCUUUCCACCGGUCGAUGGCGAAACAGACAACCUCGUAUCUGUCAAAAGUUCGAGCACCAGCCUACUUGGCAUAAAAAGGUGCCAUGGCCUCUCACCAGGCCUUGGUGCUAGGGCUUUCUUCACGGUGGUCUUGGGCUCUUGUCGGCGUGGUUGGCUCUGGUCUCAUCAACCCGGGCAUCGUGCUUGUCAAUUUUUUCACCCCUUCCAGAAAGCUGCCCCUGAGUCAUUUCCAGCUUCCUCUCAAUGUCGCCGGCACAGCCUAUCAAGUUCAAGCCCCGUCCUGACCGCUUGUUGGAGGCAUCAACAUUCGUCUCCAACUCGUACCUAUCCUCGUCGCCCAUUGCGCAAGAAAUCCUAGCUAGGGACCUUGCAGAAUGCUGCGAUGACUACGGAACCCACGACUGCCGCUGUGGGCACGACUAUGACGAUGAUGUCGACUUUGAGACCGAGCCCCUGGAGGUGACCAACGCCCAAGGCUCAUCCUUUGCACCGAGAUCUAGUGGUGUAGCCUAUGGCACCUUGAGACCCAUCAUCACGACUGAGACAGCUGCAAGCUCAGAUGUCGCACUCUCUCGUGAUGCCGAGAGGAGUCUACUUCGGGACAACCAUAUCCUCCCUCCCAAGCAUCGUCGAGGACUUGCCGAGCCAGCCUGGAAGCAGAUGUAUCGGCGGAUGUUCAGUACCAAAGUACCUCAGAGCGAUGAGGUCGGCCCUAUCAUUUCGGCAUCCUCCACAAAAGCCCUCGAGAGCACACCUCUGCUGCAAGACAUCUACCUGGACCCGCCGUCCCCUACCGAGAGCGACGAGAUCAACCGAUGGGAAGCGGCGGUAGCUGCCAAUGUCCUCAAAACAACGUGGCAGCGCGAAGCCCAAACUCUCACACAAUACUCGAGGUCGUUGAUCAUCACAUUCCUUCUACACUACUCGGUCACUGUCACAAGUGUUUUCACUGUGGGCCGCAUUGGUCGUCUGGAACUUGGAGCCGUCAGUCUCGCCACCAUGACCGCCAACAUCACCUGCUACGCCCCAGUUCAAGGCCUCUCAACUUGCCUGGAUACGCUCUGUGCCCAAGCCUAUGGAUCUGGCCACAAACACUUGGUCGGACUGCAGCUUCAGAGAAUGACAUAUCUGUUGUGGAUGCUGCUAGUUCCUAUUGUUACCCUGUGGUGGUUUUCAGGAAGCGUGCUAGCCUCGAUCAUUCCGGAGCCCGAGACAGCUGCGCUGGCGGGGCUGUACCUCCGGGUGCUGAUUCUCGGGACACCUGGCGUUGCGGCAUUCGAGAGCGGCAAGCGCUUCGUGCAGGCUCAGGGUCUGUUUCACGCAACAACUUUUGUUCUUCUCAUUGGCGCUUCAGUCAACAUCUUUGCCAACUGGUUCUUUGUAUGGAAAAUGGGAUGGGGGUUCACGGGCGCUGCAACAGCCGUCGUCUUCACGCAGAAUCUUCUUCCAUUCCUGCUUUUCCUCUAUGUUCGGUUCAUUGAAGGCAUGGAGUGCUGGAAUGGGCUCACUCGACGAGCUUUCAGCAACUGGGGGCCAAUGGUCAAGCUUGCUCUUCCUGGAAUGAUCAUGGUUGAAGCGCAGUAUUUUGCCUUUGAGGUCCUCACACUGGCAGCCAGUCAAUUCGGCAGUGCUCAUCUUGCCGCACAGAGCGUCGUUGUCACGGUGACGUCCACGACAUUCAACAUCCCCUUUCCACUUUCCAUCGCGGCCUCAACACGCGUGGCAAACCUUAUCGGGGCCAGAUUAAGUGGCGCUGCGAAGACCAGCGCAAAAGUGGCACUCGUGGCUGGAUGUCUGGUGGGACUGUUCAACCUCACCCUGCUCAGCAGCCUCCGAUUCAAGAUACCGUACCUCUUUACAAAUGACGAAGAGGUUGCAGCCAUCGUGUCAGAAGUGCUACCCAUAUGCGCUGUCCUGCAACUCUUUGACGCCCUGGCAGCAAUAUCACACGGCCUUCUCAGAGGUAUCGGGAGGCAGAGCAUUGGUAGCUUCACCAACUUGGGUUCAUACUAUCUCGUGGCGCUGCCUAUCUCGUUCUCGACUGGAUGGGUUCUUGGAUGGAAACUGGAGGGGCUCUGGUUCGGCAUUGCCAUUGGCCUAGCAGUUGUUUCGAGCGUGGAGCUCUGGUACCUGUACCAGGCUAAUUGGGACCAUGCUGUGGAAGAGGCGGAGAUGAGAAUGCGUUCGGAUGAUGUCUGUCAUGGGGAGUUUAAAUGA
Molecule: messenger RNA, 3233 nt
Organism: Podospora pseudocomata
Lineage: Eukaryota; Fungi; Ascomycota; Sordariomycetes; Sordariales; Podosporaceae
Exons: 4
Coding region: 1260-3233 (657 amino acids)
Biological process (GO): xenobiotic detoxification by transmembrane export across the plasma membrane
Cellular component (GO): membrane
Molecular function (GO): xenobiotic transmembrane transporter activity; antiporter activity
Source: RefSeq, a predicted model, not a curated record